Molecule: messenger RNA, 1016 nt
Organism: Pelodiscus sinensis (Chinese soft-shelled turtle)
Lineage: Eukaryota; Metazoa; Chordata; Testudines; Trionychidae
Product: chymotrypsin-like elastase family member 1
Biological process (GO): proteolysis
Molecular function (GO): serine-type endopeptidase activity
Source: RefSeq, a predicted model, not a curated record
UAUGUGUUUUCUUAGAACAAGGAGCCAAGACUGAUUUCCACUCGAUAUUCCAAAUCACCUGCAUUUCUUCCCAUCCUCUCCUCCCAACGGGCAGCUCUAUUUAAGCCCAGCCGUGAUACGAGAGAAGACCCAGAAGCAGAAAGCAGGAGAAGUCACAGUGUUUGUACCUCCUGUUCGCUCGCGAUGUUGAAGUUACUCCUCCUAGCGGCCUUUGUCUUCUGCGGACACGGCCUGGAGGAAGAGUCGCUGGAAGGCAAUGGGCGCGUGGUGGGGGGGAGUAACGCCCCACGCGGCGCAUGGCCAUCGCAGAUCUCCCUGCAGUACCUCUCCGGGGGUCAGUGGCGUCACACCUGCGGGGGGACGCUGGUGAGGCCCAACUGGGUGAUGACGGCGGCUCACUGCGUGGACAGAUCCCUGACUUUCCGGGUGGUGGUCGGCGAGCACAACCUCAAUCAAAACGACGGCUCUGAGCAGUAUUUGAGCGUGGGAAGUAAAUUCAUCCACCACUAUUGGAACAGCAACAAUUUGGCUGCCGGCUACGACAUCGCCCUGCUCCGCCUCUCCCAGAGCGCAACUCUGAACAGCUACGUGCAGCUGGGCGUGCUGCCCGGCGCCAACGAAGUUCUGGCCAACAAUCAUCCCUGUUACAUCACCGGCUGGGGCUUGACCAGAACUAACGGGCAGCUGUCUGCAAUCCUGCAACAAGCCCCGCUUCCCGUGGUGUCUUACAGCAUCUGCUCCGGGGCUGCCUACUGGGGUUCCACCGUCAAGAACACCAUGGUGUGCGCCGGAGGCGACGGUGUCCAUUCUGGGUGCCAGGGUGAUUCUGGGGGCCCCCUGAACUGCCUGGUGGGCGGCAGAUACCAAGUCCACGGAGUGACCAGUUUUGUGUCCGCCUCGGGCUGCAACGUCUACCGGAAGCCCACGGUGUUCACCCGGGUGUCUGCCUACAUUUCCUGGAUCAACAACAUAAUCAACUCCAACUGAAGAGGCUCGGAGGGGGGGAGAGACAACAA